GUUGUUUUCGUCAUGGUCACCGUUCGAAAUGUAACAAUCCGGUUGUACACUCCAGGUAACCGUAUACUUCACAAGCUCCGAGUCCCCCCUCCCUGACGUUGUCACUUUGGUAGAGGCCGCUUUGACUUUUUUUUUCACGCCGAGCGGAGCAAGAUGGCGGCUGUACUGCCGAGGACGAGGUGUAGUAGCCGCUCGGCAUGAACAUUUAUUUUUGAAAUAAAUUGAUUAAAAUCAAACGGAAAUAUUUGAAAGUCGGACUACAAGGGGCGUGCACUACUUCACUCCAUUACAAUAAUCGACAUUUUGUAUAUUGUCUUAAGAUUAUUUUUCUGACAACAUGAUCACAUUGUAGUAGCUAGCUCACUAAACUAGCAAGCAUAGCCAGCCUACCACCGUAGCAAACGCAGGAGAAAGUGUAGAAUGGGAGAAAAGCUAGAACUCAAGCUGAAGUCGCCGGUUGGAGCCGAAGCUGCUGGCUAUCCGUGGCCGUUACCAGUAUACGACAAACACCACGAUGCUGCUCAUGAAAUCAUUGAGACCAUUCGGUGGGUGUGUGAGGAGAUCCCAGACCUUAAGCUGGCCAUGGAGAACUAUGUCCUCAUCGACUACGACACCAAGAGCUUCGAGAGUAUGCAGAGACUUUGUGACAAAUACAAUAGAGCCAUCGACAGCAUCCACCAGCUGUGGAAAGGAACAACUCCGCCCCUGAAGUUGAACAAGCGGCCGUCCAAUGGGCUGCUCAGACACAUCCUGCAGCAGGUGUAUAACCACUCGGUCACGGACCCCGAGAAGCUCAACAACUAUGAGCCCUUCUCCCCCGAGGUGUACGGCGAGACCUCCUUUGACCUGGUGGCCCAGAUCAUCAACGAGAUGGAGAUGAUGGAGGAUGACACCUUCGUAGACCUCGGCAGCGGGGUGGGACAAGUGGUGCUGCAGGUUGCCGCAGCAACGAACUGUAAACACUACUUUGGUGUGGAGAAGGCAGACAUUCCAGCCACUUAUGCUGAGUCUAUGGAUAAAGAAUUUAAGAGGUGGAUGAAGUGGUAUGGGAAGAAACACGGGGACUACACGCUGGAGAGGGGGGAUUUCCUGUCUGAAGUGUGGAAGGACAGGAUCGCCAACACAAGCAGUGUUAUUUUUGUGAACAACUUUGCCUUUGGUCCAGAAGUGGAUCACCAGCUGAAGGAGCGCUUUGCUAACAUGAAGGAAGGUGCGAAAAUUGUAUCAUCAAAACCUUUUGCACCUCUAAAUUUUCGAAUCAACAGUCGAAACUUGAGUGACAUUGGCACAAUAAUGAGAGUCGUUGAGCUGUCUCCGUUGAGGGGUUCAGUGUCCUGGACAGGGAAGCCAGUUUCCUACUACCUGCAUACAAUAGACCGCACCAUACUUGAAAACUAUUUUCAUAGUCUCAAAAAUCCUAAACUCAGGGAGGAGCAAGAAGCAGCUAGGCGUCGACAAGAAAAGAAUAGUAAAGACAAUAAGAAUACCACCCCAACCAAGGCAAAGGAGCACAAGGAUUCCUGCGGGGAGGAUGAGCAACCGGGGCUAUUGGCAGUCGUGAAGGCGUCACCCAAACCCCGCCGCGCCAAACUCCUCAGCAAAGGCCGCAAGCUGAGCGCUCGGAAGCGCGGGCGUCCCAAGAAGGCUGCCGUGACCACAGCCGAAUGCAAGAGCAAGAAGAGCCAGAGUGCCCUGGAGCUGCUGCACGCCAAGACCAUCUCUGCAGCACCCCCCCAGGAUGCAUACAGGUCACCUCAAAGUCCCUUCUACCAGCUACCUCCCAAAGUUCAGCACUAUGCGUCUGGGCAACUGCUGCUGGGCCCCACUCCUCCUGGCCUACAACAGCUUCUAGACAACAUUAAAGUUCAGUACCUCCAGUUCAUGACCUACAUGAAGACACCUCAGUACCGCAAUCACCUGCAGCAAGUCCUGGAGCAGGAGAAGCUAAAACACAGAGAGCUCUCUGGGCAGGCGGAGCAGCUGCAGACUGUGUGUCAGACCCAUAAAGAGAAGAUCAAAGGCCUCUUCCACACCAAACUGGAUGAGCUGGGAGUGAAGGCCCUAACUGUGGAGGACCUGCUGCAGGCCCAGAAGGAGAUCUCAGCCCACAACCAUCAGCUGAAGGAGCAGACCAAGCAGCUGGAGAGAGACAUGAUUGAGCUGAGGGACCACAGCCUGUUCCUGUUGAAGUCUCGGUGUGAAGAGCUAACGCUGGACUGGAGCUCUCUGUGUCUUGAGAGUCUGCUGAAGGAGAAGCAGGCCCUACGUAGACAGAUCUCUGAAAAACAGCGGCACUGUCUCGAGCUACAGAUCAGCAUCGUGGAGCUGGAGAAGAGUCAGAGACAACAGGAGCUGCUCCAGCUCAAGUCCUACAGUCCCUGUGAGGGUUCCCCUUACCGAAAGGGCCUCCCUCGCCCUACCCUGGACCACGACACCCCCAAACUGAGCCUGGUCGUGGCCGGCCUCAGCCCCGAGCUGUCCAUCAAUGGCACCGCCUCGCCCUGCUUCGACAGGAGGGGCACCAAGGGAGAGCUCCUCUCCCGCUACCUGCCCAUCUCGCCUGACCACGAGAUCGUGCCCCCCACCCCGGACGCCCGGCACAGGCAGCUGGGUCACCCCCUCCCUGACUACACCCGCUUCUCCCCAGCCAAGAUCGCCCUGCGCAGACACCUGAACCAGGACUCUAGUACUGCACACUUCAGAGGCUUGGGCUUCACUGGUCUCAGGGGGGAUAUGGGCGCCAUCACCUCUCCACUAGGCGCUAAACUGAGCUGCCUGUCUCCCAACUCAUCAGACAGUCAGCAGAACAACACACCCAGGAGUGCUGAGAGGGGGGGUAAGGAGAAGAGUCCAGCAGGGGGUCAGGGUGACGCCAUCACCAGCCUGCCCAUCAGUAUCCCCCUCAGCACGGUGCACCCCAGCAAACUCCCCGUUAGCAUCCCCCUGGCCAGUGUGGUGCUGCCCAGCCGAGCAGAGAGACUGAGGAGCACACCGAGCCCUGUGUCCCAGACAGGCCAGACCAACGGGUACUCCUCUAGCUUAGGGCUGAUGAACGGAGGCUCUCACUCUGAGGACCAGGAUGGGGCUGCCCCCUCCCCUCCCCCUCACGGUGCCCCUCCAAUGGGACCAACACAAGGCCACAGCCCCCCCCUCAGCACCGGAGGGGUCCUCCAGUAUGCUGACGGCACCCCCAGAAACCUCCCUGAGGACGGGGCCGAGCGCCAGGGCGAGUCUGACUCGGAGCCCCAGGACAGCGAGUCCAGACGCCGCAUGUUCUUCUCUUCUUCCUCUUCGUCGUCUUCCUCCUCCUCUGGGGGCGCCGCAUCUCGCCUCCGCCUCGGCUCGGCCAGACAGAGCCAGCAUCACCUAGGUAGCCACAGUAACCACAACAACCACCACCACUCGCCGGGCUCCCAGCACACAAACUCUCACGGCCAUGGGUCUCAGGAGGAACGCAAGCGUGGGAGGAGGAAGCGCAGCUCAACGGGGGCUCAACCUGCCAGUGGCUCCCCAAAGAGGAAGUCCUUUCCUGGGCUCAGCUCCACCAAUCACCCAUCAGGAUCCCCACUCAACAUCAACUCCAUGGUGAACAACAUUAACCAGCCUCUGGAGAUCGCUGCCAUCUCUUCCCCGGAGCAGUCUGGAUGUAGCCCCUGUGGUCCAGACAUGGACCAGCCCCCCGUAUUGAAGCGAGAACGCCCUCUGGAGAUGAAUGGCUCAGGACGCUACUCCUCCGCACCCAGCUCUGAUGACGACUCUGGCUACCCCGCUGACAGCUCCAGCUCAAGAAUUGAAAGGAAGAUUGCCACUAUUUCCUUGGAGAGCCGAGAUGGGCCAGGCAGAUCAGGGGACAGGGAGCGCGGAAGGAAGUCAGGAGGCAGCAGCAGUAACAGCACAGGAAGUGAGGUCUCCUCAUCAUCUUCCUCCUCAUCCAACAGCAAGUGGAAAUCCACCUUCUCCCCCAUCUCCGACCUCAAGCAGCCCCUGUCCGAGGUGAGGCAAGGGGGCUCCCCCUUUGGCACAGGGAGAGAGCCGCGGGGCACGGGUACGGACUCAGACUCUGAUCACAAACCGCAGCAGCAGAGGAGGGGGGGCGAGGGGGCCGGGGGUGAGCCCUCAGGGUUUCAGGACAUCCCCCUUAACCCCUUCCUUAGCCAGGAGUCUGGGGGCCGGCCGGGGGCAGGGGCCCAUGGAGGAAGCAGCUCUGAGAGGCAGGCCAUGCCCAAACAGAAGCCACGGGGUGAGUGGGAGCUGAAGACAUCCAGCAGCAUAGGCAACAGCCAGAACCUCUUCAUCUCUGCAGCCGUCAGCGGGGGUAUCCUGAGCGGCAAGGUGGGGGGCAGCCCUGUAUCUUCAGCCUCAGGGGCCUCUGUGGGACAUUACCUGGGGGCCCAGUUCCCCCUUGGGGGAGCCUCUGUCCUCCAGUCCCUGUUCGGAACCCAGACGCCCGGAACCUCGGUGAGCGGGGCCCCGCGCCUGGUCAACGGACACUCUUCCCUGGGGAGCUUCUCCAGCGCUGGGCUGGCAGGCAUGUUUCACCACGUGGUGCCCUCAGUGUCCUCCCAUCAGUUUGGGGCUGCGCUGCCAGCCUCAGGAAGCCUCAGCUCUCUGCUCAGUCUCUCCUCCUCCCAGCAGCACCAACACCCCACCCCCCAGUCAGGCUCCUCCUUCCUGGCCUCUGUAUCCUCCUCCCUCCCCCUACCCCUCUACCAUUCCCAGCACAGCCGCACCCAAACAGUGCUGCACACCCCUCCACCCCCCACGCUCUCCUUGCCCCCUCCACCACCAUAUCUCAACGUCUCCUCAUCCUCGGUAUCGUCCUCUGACCCCAGUCCCUCGUCUUGCUCUGAGGCCUUCCCCUCUUCCCUCCAGCAACAGAGAGCACAGUCCUCCUCUCUCUCGGUCUCCUCCUCCUCUGCUUCUGUCUCCCCCUCUUCACCUUCCUCUCGUAGCUUCACAGUGCACUACCCCCCUCAUCUGCCCCCUCCAACCCAGGCCAGUAGCUCAGGAGGUGGGGUCAGCAUGUGGAGGACUCUGGGCUUGCCUGCUUCCUACACGUCGUCCUCUCAGCACCCUGGCUCCCGGCCUAGAUAGGGCAUAGGGUGAGGGGCGGGUGGGGCAUGUUGUAGGGGGGGUGUGGGUCAAUCAGAGAGAUAAGAGGGAGAGACACAGACAACCUGGUUUUCCUGUUCUUCCAAAGCUGCUAUUCAGUUCUAACAAGGUAACUGAAGAAUAUCUACCUCAACCCAACGUAACCUAUGCAAAUGGACAGGUGUGGACCAAUGGACUCUACUAUCUCACUGGUGCUCCUAAGCCUGCUAAACCGCCACUGUACUGGGACUCAACACACACACACACACACACACUGCUUCGGCAACUCACGCUGACACACACUGGCAGCAUGGCGUCCUGAGCAGAGUUGAGCGGUCACGGGGGUGUUUGUGUUGUGAGUUGAGGCUAAUAGUAAUCACUGGGUUGUGUUCAUCCCAUCCUUAAUGAAUUGGCAUGCUGCCUACUCUUAACAUUAUAGUGACACAUGAAACGCACUGUUUCCAUGGCAGUAAAGGUACAUCACUGUCACCAUGUAACGUGGUGCUAAUAAGAUUCACUAAAUAUACAUAGUUAUUUGUUAAAGACUCAAUUCACACAUUUGACUACAGAAGAAGUCAGUCAGCAGUGUAGUUUUACAUAUCACUGAUGCUGUUAUAUUUGUAAAGGCAGACAGUGUGUACAGUGGGAGAUUCGUGUGGGUCUGUCAUCCUAGUAGACCGCACUCUCCUCUUUGUUCUGUCAUUAUCUGACUACCGGGUGCUAUAUUAGACUUCACCCUCCACGCACACCAUCACACACACGCUAGACCAGUCUAACCCAGCUCUGAUCAGGACUAGGGACCAUGCAGCUGUGCCUCACUGCAUCUCUAGCACCCUGCUACCUAACCUUGAACCCUGAUCAUUUGUUCAGUGAAUUAAAUAUAAUUUGAGCACAUUAGCUUUUGGCUACAGUAUAAAACAGGGGGAAGCUGUUGGUUCAAAUGCACUGGGUAAAAUAUCUGUGUACCCUGUUACAAUGUCCCUGGUGCAGGGACAGCACUAUAGUCAGCUGUCAGCCCAGAGUAAAAAGUUCUUAGUUAUAUUGGUGUAAUUAUGGUCCUUGUCAAGUCAAAGGAUCAUUUAUAUGAAUAACGUUCGUGUCUGGAAAUUAAAUAGUAGGCCCCGAGGUUCUCAUUCACUUAAGUGCUGCCGGCUGAGCUGUGCGUCAACAUGUAUGAUGUGAACAGCAGAAGGACUGGAGGAUAGAAAGCGGAAACAGGAUUUAGUUACUGAGACAGUCCGUUUAUAGUCACUACUUAUAGAGCCAGCUGGAGUGCUAGAGCGUAGGGACCCGCAACGCUAUGUGCAUUCUUCACAAGUAGGAAUCUCAACUACUCUUAAUCUAAGCUUCUUUGUUAUGUUUUUUUUAUCCCUGCCGAAACACUGAUAUGAUGAUGAAAAUGCAGGUGUAAUUUUGGGACUCAAAUGUUGUUUGUGUUGUAUUCAGGCAAGUCUCUGGAGUCAUAUCUCACUGAGUUCACAGGGUUGGGUAGAAAUGCUGUCUGUACGUGUCACCUGUUGUCCACUAACACUGUAGUGGCGCUUUCUGCAGCCACUUCAACCUGCACACACUGAUAUACAAACACCGCUCACACACUGAUAUACAAACACCGCUCACACACUGAUAUACAAACACCGCUCACACACUGAUAUACAAACACCGCUCACACACUGAUAUACAAACACCGCUCACACACUGAUAUACAAACACCGCUCACACACUGGGAAAUGCAUGACUAACAACUACUGGGCCAUUUUCACAGCUUUUGAUUGGAUUUGAUUUUUCAUUUUUGUAAACAGUAUUGUACUGUGAAUAAGAGACAUUCUCUGACUGUAUAAUUGUGUAUAAUUUAGAUUAUUAUAUUUAUGCUGUCAAGUUUCUCCAUUUUGUAAAGUUUUGUUUUUGUUUUCCUGAAACAUGUGUAACAGUGUAGAACGCAAUAGGUUUAAGUGUGUACUUGACUCAGUCUGAAAUCAAUGGUGCUACAAUCUGUAUAACUCUGUACUGUGCCUAAUAUUAUUUAUACAAUAUUAAGAACAUCAAUAACUGUCAAUACUUGGUGCUUGUUCACAGUGACAUUUUAAAUGCUAUUUUCUGGCAUUCUUUCUCAUAUUUAAAAUGUAAUUAUCCAAUUGAAUUGUUUUAAGCCUAGUGUACAACUGUAGUCACUGCACGAUUUGAUAAAGCUGUCUUCAACCUACGGCUGACUCUAGAGUUAUGAAAACAGGUAAAGCUCUCAUUAGAUGUGAUUUUUCACAGUAUUUUUGGCAUACUGCGAAACACCCUUUUGCUUUCAGAAACUUGCAAAUUGUUCAGGACUAUUUGUAAAUGCAUGUGACGCUGUGUUUUGUACAUAUACGUUUGUGUUAAGAAUGGUGUGUAGGUGAAUAAGAAAUGCCUAGAUUGAUUUGGGGUAUUAUAUUUGUAUGUUUUUUUUUCUUUUGGUGCUGAUGUGUGACCCACAUCUACAGCCUGUCAAACAGGUUGGGCCCAAGGGUAACAGCAGUGCAGAGUUGUUAAACCAGGGCCUUAAUAGAGUGAGUGAAACACCAUGACUGUUCAGUGUCAAUGAGGGCAUGCCAGUCACAUGGCACCAUCUCCUCUGAUAUACACAGAGAAACUCUAUGCUUCUACUAUUAUGUGGUUAACACAUACAGAGGGAGAGAUUUGUACUGCAACUAGACUGUCUUGAUUUGUUCUGGAUUGUAAUCAGAUUUACUUCAUGCUUUUUAAAGAGAAACUUCUACUCUGUGAAACAACAUGCCUUUCAGUCAUUGUAAAAACUAUUUUAAACUAGAAAAGAGAAGGUGCUGUUUCAACCAUAAACUGAUUUCAGAUAAGGUUCUGGGUGCAUCCAAAAGCCAAAUCUCAUCUUUCACUUCUGCCUGUCCUGGGAUAUGGCUUAAAGCCGCCUCCUUCCCAUAGUAUGAGCAUAAUACAGCUGUCGUAAUUACAAGUUCAUUGUUCCAAUAUAACUGGUAGUAGAAUAACUCGUAUGUGUUACGUGGGUUUGCAACAACCAGGCUCCAUUUUGAUCUGAUUAUCAUUUGUCAGUCCUUACUAAUUGAGGAUGUGAAGCAGGAUAUUCAUUUAUCUUCAUUGUUUUGUUUGUUUCAUCUGUGUCCUUGAGGAGAAAUAAGACAUCACAGCUUUAUAGUCACAAUGUUGUCCAGUAGACAACAGUACUUUGCAAUCAGGAAUGAGGACAAUGAUUUGCUCAUGUCAGUCAUGACCAGAGAAGCUAGUCCCCUGUUAUCAGCACUGACAGGUAUUUUGUAAUUACUGUUAUUGUUGAUGUUUUCAUAGUUUUUUUUAUUGUUUGAUAUAAUUGCAGUUGGUAUCAAUGAUGCUUUUAUUAUGACAUAAGAUUCAGAUCAAAUUGGAAUACUCUUAGACAGACAGUACGGUGCUCUCCUACACUUAAAACAAGGAAAAUGCAGCUAUUGAUUAAAUACACUUCCUCUCCUGUUGUGCUAGAGGAGGGAAAGGUUUAAUAAACUUCAACACAAGCUCGCUUGUUGACUUAUUAUUAAUGUCCCAUCUGAAAAUAUACUUCCUAGUUGGCUGGAGUGGCAAUGUGUGUGGGAGAGAGAAUAAUAUUGUGUAGUGAAUAUUGUUACUUCAGGUUUGAACAGUUCAAUGUACCCCAUUUUAAAUACGUCCCCUAAAGAAGUACACAUGAUCUCUGGCAAAUUUGGAUACAUAUUUAAUACCGUAGUGCAGUAUACUGCUCUAUUAACUUUACAGGUAAGACUGUUUCACAUAACAAGACUCUGAAUCCUGCCAAAGGUCUCUCAGGAACAUAGCAGAUAUCUUGAAGCGAUAUAACACUACUGUAUACGUCACACUUAUCUAUAAACUGUGACUUCAUUAUUUCUUUCCCUAACUCAGGACCAGGGACCUCUUAUAUUUUGAUGUAACUUGAAAAUUCAUAUUGGUGCUUGGAGUUGACAGACUUCCUCGAAGAUGUAUGUUUGUCUCCUCAAUUUCUCACUGUCGCACACAUCCAGCCACUCCAGCAAAAGAUUGCAGCUUUGUGUUCGACUGGUCUGACAAUGUCGUGGAAAAUCCUCUUCUUACACUCUCACAAAUGCCUCGUCUCACUCCCUCUCUCUGAAAAGGAAUUAAUGUCCUUUUUUUAAGUGUUGUGAUCCCUACAUAGGGAGAAUGCUGUGUAGUUGGACUGAAUUUUAACUCCACAUGUGGAUCAGUAGAACUAAGGGCAGGUUUGAGGUGCAAUAACAGCAAACCUACUUUCCAAAACGCCUUGGGCUGUCAUGGGAACUCUUGUUUGGUGUUGGUGCUAUUAUCUUAGAUGUUUAAUGACAAAUUGAAAUUUGUUUCUGUUUUUUUGCCUUUUUAUGAUAAUUAUUAAUAAAAUGGUUUCUUAUAAAGUA
This is a messenger RNA of Salvelinus fontinalis (brook trout), 9488 nucleotides long. It is a transcript of the gene dot1l, whose product is annotated as DOT1-like histone H3K79 methyltransferase. Bases 421 to 5094 code for a protein of 1557 amino acids. Gene Ontology annotation, cellular component: nucleus. The record is from RefSeq and is a predicted model, not a curated record. NCBI's taxonomy places the organism in Eukaryota, Metazoa, Chordata, Actinopteri, Salmoniformes, Salmonidae. Gene Ontology annotation, molecular function: histone H3K79 methyltransferase activity. Gene Ontology annotation, biological process: DNA repair; regulation of transcription regulatory region DNA binding; DNA damage checkpoint signaling. The transcript is spliced from 29 exons.